Messenger RNA from Exophiala xenobiotica, 5476 nucleotides. RefSeq lists its product as uncharacterized. The transcript has a single exon. Bases 615 to 4871 code for a protein of 1418 amino acids. The record is from RefSeq and is a predicted model, not a curated record. NCBI's taxonomy places the organism in Eukaryota, Fungi, Ascomycota, Eurotiomycetes, Chaetothyriales, Herpotrichiellaceae. Gene Ontology annotation, molecular function: phosphorelay sensor kinase activity. Gene Ontology annotation, biological process: phosphorylation; regulation of DNA-templated transcription; phosphorelay signal transduction system.
ACCCGAGCACUCGCACAUCCCCCGCUUGACUUGAUUCCUCGCCCGGUCGGUCUCCUGAGAACAACCACGAGGCCAACAAGGACGAGGAUAUCUCAUCCGUACUUGGACAUUGGUCUUUAUCAUGCUAGGAGGACCUCUUUCGUGCUGGGGAAUUGAGCUUGGAAUUCCUGCUUGACAUCGACACUGAUCACGCCCUGAUCUUCCGUGCCAGCCAUUGCUUUCACCACCAUCAACGAAUUCCUCUUGGUGUCCAAUUACAGUACCACUCCUUAACACUUGGGUUUUUCAAUUGUGGGCAGGACAGAACUUUACCCAGCUGCUCAGCGUCCCAGCUUUGCUGCGGCUCUGCCUUAGACCACUUCCAACGACUCCAGGCUCAAACCUUACCCUCCCACUCUCGAAAAUCCCCUACCCACACUACCCACGCUCGUUGUUGCUCCUCUACCCCAUAGCACAAUACAUCAACUAAGUAUUUCGACUAUCCGCCAAAGGAACAUUUCCUAGGUGCUAUUCCACCUCCGUCCCUGCGCGCCGCCGUUGCCUUCGGUCACUUUCUCCGAACUGCAACUUCCACCCUUGCCACUGAGCCGUUCAGUGAAGAAUGCCAGGGCUGCAUGCCGGCGGACAGAAACCCAGACCCAGCAGGUCCCUUCCCUCUAACGCCCUCAACCGCAGAAAGUGGACUUACGCAUUCCCUCAAGCGACGCUCUCAAGAGUCCCGAACUACCUCGCCUUCCAUUGACGUUCCUGCCCGGAAAUUGAUCAAAAGAUCUUCCUCGCUUGCCGCCCCAGCUUCCAGACGUAAUGACUUAACACAUCGACGUCGUGGUGGGCAAGAUGAGGAAGGCCAAGAGGAGGACUUGACAAAGACUUCAUUCCCUGCUCCCAGGCGAUCACUGACCGGCGGCCAUUCGAACUCGCUACUUGAGGCGACUGCAACAAUCCUAAGCCAAGAGGGCAACAUGACGCCCACUAGGACGCCCGGCACUGGGCGAGAUUACGCUGGAAGCGCAAUACCUAUCAGGUCAUCGCCGCAUACCGGUCCUGCAACGACCGAACAGAAGAGCGGAACAAGAUCUCAUGCCCCUCCAGACCCAAGGCCGCCAACCGGGCACCAGCUGCUACAUUCGGUCGCUCUGGUCGAGUAUUUACAGCUGGACGAGCGCCCUACAAUCGUGGUGGACAUAGGUGACGAUGCCAAUCUGUCCAACGGGCUUCAGAUCCUGUUCGCCAAUGCUGCUCUAAAGUCUCGGUCCUCGCUUUUCGACCACGUUCAGGGACGUUCCGAGGAUCCCACUCUCUUGCUUGAUCUAGGAACAUCAUUCAAUGAUUUCAGAUCGUGGGUUCUGGCCCCAGCAACAGAAGUCCUUGUUGUAACAAAAUUUCCCUUCGCGGGCUUGUUGUGGCAGAGCUCUCUGAUUCGAAGACGGCUGAAGGUGGUACAAGGACAGCCACAUCCCUUCUCGCCUCCUGCGCUCGGUGACAAUCCUGGCCGGCCUCAGAUGCAACAAUACAAGGGGUUGGGUUCUACGUCUUCGUCCGCAACCGGCCGCGGAGAUGCCACCUCGUCAAGCUAUUUCGACAUCUCUCCGCGGCCAAGCUCGCACAUACCCAGAACAAUGGAGAGCUUAGUGUCGAACAUGUCGAACCCUUCACCACGCACACCAGAUGAUGCUUCUCCCCUUUUUACUGGAGAUAUGAAAGAUGCUGACCCACUGUCUGAACCGCCCUCGACCGGUAGGGAUGGAGUGACAAUGUCUUCAAUUGCUCCCACUGCAACAGGCACCGGGAUUGCUCCCAUUACAGCAGGUACCGGCUUGGUGGUCCCAGUGGAGGAAAGAAGCUGUUUUGACUGGACACGUUUGCCCAUAUCGCCAUCGCUUCCUGCACAUGUACAAUUCGCUCGCGGAGUCGACUGGGCGAAUACCAGCCUUGGUCCCAUCGAAGCCUGGUCUGCAGAUCUUCGGGCGAUGUGUAAUCUAAUUAUGGCAAGUCCUCACCCUUCGGCGAUGUAUUGGGGAAGGGACCACGUCGCCAUCUACAAUGAAGCAUACGUUUUGCUCGCUGGGCAAAAGCAUCCCAAGCUGAUGGGUAUGCGCUAUCGAGAUGCAUGGGCCGAGAUUUGGGACGCGCUCGAGGAUGUCUUUGACAGUGCCUUCAGCAAUGCCCAAGCUACCAUGAAAGACGAUGACUGUUUGUUCAUGAUGCGUAACGGCUUUUUGGAGGAAACGUACUUCUCCUGGUCAAUUAUUCCACUGAUCGGCGACGACGGAAGCGUGGUUGGAUUGUACAAUCCUGCUUUUGAGAAGACUCGCCGCAAAAUUGCAGAACGGCGUAUGCUUACUCUCCGUGAAAUAGGCGAGCGUACGGCCACGGCGAGGGAGGUCUCGCACUUCUGGGGUUUGCUGCUUGAGGGUCUGGAAUACAACGAAUACGAUGCGCCCAUGGUCAUGAUAUAUUCUCUCAACGAGGAUUUAUCAGACAACGAGGCAUCAUCGUCAGCUUCUAGUGGCGGCGCGUCAAACAAGGUGUGCUACUUGGAAGGCACUUUGGGAAUCCCUUCAGGGCAUAAAGCCGCACCUCCCGUCAUUGAUAUGAAGACAGGAACAGGAGGAUUCGCAGCGUCCUUUCGACAAGCGUUGACAAAUGAUAGACCUAUCGUGCUUCGUGUGGAUGAUGGCACUCUCGAAGCGGAUAUGUUGGAAGGCAUCGAAUGGCGAGGAUUUGGGGACCCUUCACGGAUCGUUGUCAUUGCGCCUAUUCGGCCCACUACUGGUGAAUCGACUUUAGGGUUUCUGGUCAUGGCUACGAAUCCGAGGAGACCAUAUGACGAAGAUUACGAUCUCUUUGUUCAACUCCUUGGUCGACAAUUGGCGACUUCAAUCGCAUCGGUGGUCUUGUUCGAAGAAGAGAUCAAAAAGCGUGAACGAGCGGCUCAACUGGCGGCCCAAGAUCGAAUAGAAUUGAACAACCAAUUGGUCGCGAGGACACAGCAAGCCGUGGAAGCUGAGAACAAAUUCACCAGGAUGGCAGAGCUGGCACCCGUGGGAAUGUUUGUUGGUGAUGCCGAUGGCCAGAUCAACUUUGUCAAUGACGCGUGGUAUAGCAUCACUUCCCACCCGCGCGAUGUCGUGGUCGAUCGCGAGUGGAUCAAGUAUGUUGUUGAUGAGGACCAGGUCAAGGUGCGCGAGAUGUGGAAGACCAUGGUGGACAAGAGAUGCGCAGUCUCGAUGGAAUUCCGUUUCAAGACACCUUGGCGAGACAAGGUUGGUAACACCGGGUCCACCUGGGUUCUGACAAGUGCAUCGCCAGAGCGAGAUGGGGACGGACGAGUAGAACGAGUCUUCGGAUCAAUGACCGACAUCAGUGCACAAAAAUUUGCAGAGAACCUCCAGACUCGUAGGAUGGAGGAGGCCGUGGAACUCAAACGUCAGCAAGAGCGAUAUAUUGACACGACAUCACAUGAAAUGCGCAACCCUCUGUCCGCAAUCCUCCAGUGCGCCGACUCCAUCGCCGCUUCCUUGACCGAACUGAGUGAAGCAAAUCAGCUGACCGGACCUCAAAAGGAAAUCCUCGAACUGACCAUUGACUCCGCUCAAACGAUCACUCUUUGCGCUCAGCAUCAAAAGAGGAUUGUGGAUGAUGUGCUGACGCUAUCUAAGCUCGAUUCUGCUAUGAUGGCGGUGUCGCCCGCAGACACACAGCCUAUCAGUGUAAUGCACAAGGUCCUCAAGAUGUUCGACGCAGAAUUGAAGACAAACGACAUCAAGCUGGAUAUCCAGAUCGAUUCCUCCUACGCCGAUCUGCGAGUGGAUUGGGUACGGGUCGAUCCUCAUCGACUGUCCCAGGUUCUGAUUAACCUCAUGACCAAUGCUAUCAAGUUCACGGCUACACAGGAAAAUCGCGUGGUACGCAUGCACGUAGCAGCGUCCAAGGCAAGACCAUCGCAAGAGGAUAAGUGGAGGCUGACUUACAUUCCAUCCCGCACCUCACAAGACAAAGACGUUACAGCAGGCGGAGAAUGGGGUCUGGGUGAGCCUAUUUUCAUCCACUUCGCCGUGCAGGACACCGGAAGAGGCCUGGAUGACUUGGAGAAGAAGCAACUGUUCCAACGAUUUUCGCAAGCCAGCCCUCGCACUCACGUCACAUAUGGCGGGUCUGGUCUGGGUCUCUUCAUCUCAAGAGAACUGGUUGAGCUGCAGGGCGGCGAAAUUGGUGUGGCUUCGGAGAGUGGGAAAGGAAGUAUAUUUGCUUUUUAUGUCAAAGCACGCAGGUGUCAACGCCCUGACGGUACAUCGGAGGAUGAUCAGGCUGGGUCUCGGAAAGGCUCGAAAUCGACCCUGUUGACGAGCUUGAGCACCCAGAAUUUCUCGCCCACACAGACUGCUCGAUCUACUCCCAAGCCCGCCUCGCCAGCCAGACCUGUCCUCUCAAACGAUUUGCACGUCCUUGUCGUCGAAGACAACCUCAUCAACCAGAAGGUUUUGGCCACACAGCUGCGCAAGAUUGGUUGUGUCGUCUAUGUCGCCAAUCAUGGAGGCGAAGCCAUCGACCAAAUCAGGGCAUCAAAGUUCGACCGAGACCACGUCGCAGAUGGGGUUAACAUUGAUAUCGUCCUGAUGGAUCUCGAAAUGCCCGUCAUGGACGGCCAAACAUGCGCCAAGAGACUUCGAGAGAUGCAGAUGUCUGGCGAGCUCGUCGCACAUAUACCCGUGAUAGCGGUGACGGCGAAUGCGAGGGCAGAGCAGAUCGAGAUGACGCUCAGGAGCGGCAUUGAUGAUGUAGUCAGUAAGCCGUUCCGCAUCCCUGAGCUCGUGCCAAAGAUAAAGGAUGUCAUUGCAAGGGUCGCGAGGGCUCGGGACGAAGAGUAGCGUCCAACGCUCAACGAGCUAAGCGUCCGCAAUUAUUCAGGAAGCCGCGCGGGUCAAGACGGCGACGGUCGUCCAAGGAGGACAGCGACCUCUGAGGCUGUUAGUCCGCUUCACGCGCCGCCAGAGGCCAAAAGGUCAAUUUCCGAUUAACUAGACUGCUGAAGAUACCUGAAGCUCCGCACGACUCGCCCACUCGAGGCAGGCAGGUGUCAAAGCACUAGAGUGAAGCUCCGCACCUGGCACUUGGGACCAACGCACGAAAGAUGAAGACCGUGGGACCACACCCACGUACAUUUCUGGACAUACAAACGCCGGAUACGAGUCUGCCUUCAAUGGGCCGGCGCAUCCCAGCAUGCAGGUCGAGAGUCUUAGUAUCAAUGAUCUACCCUGGUCUUUUUGCCCGGGGCACAAGGGAUCAAAAGGCAUUGGAGCAUCAGGGCUGGCACAGAAGCCAGUGUUGCACCCAACCCGGCUGCACAACUCAUUUUACAUCUUAUCAAAGAACUUGGACAAGGCCGCAUGGGAAGUGUUGACUGCCUUGAUUGUGAGCACGAGCGAUGAGAAGCGGGACUUGAGAUCUUGAUAGAUAGAUAGUAAACGAGAAC